AUGGCAACCGCGGAUUUGGCCGAGUCGCCCGAGGGCCAAGGAAAUGGAUGCAAACAGGAGCUCCUAUCCAUCUCCAAUGCUCCUGAUGCAGACUGCCCCCCCUCUCCCCCUCGCACCGCACCCCCCACCAUGAAGUCGGCUCAUUUCUUCGACAUGAUGGACAAAAUGGAGCAGGUGCCAGAAGCUGCCGAGAUGAAGACGAUCCCUCAGAGACAGAAGGACGACUACAUUCCUUAUCCGAGGAUAGAGGAGGUGUUGGAGAGGGGGCCGCCGUACCCUCAGGUCAUCCUGCCUCAGUUCGGAGGUUACUGGAUCGAGGACCCGGAGGCUCCUCCUCCCACCUCCUUAGAGAGCAGGGGCGAGGAGGAGGAGGCUGGAGAGAGACAGGAGGAAGAUACAACCCCAGGGCAUUAUGGGUACCGGCUGGAGGAGAUCAACGAGGCUGCACGGGCGUACAGGAAACACUUUCUGGGCAGGGAGCAUCUAAACUUUUCCUGCUCGGCCAGCAGUCUGGGAAACCUGCUACUGUCAGUGAGACACGAGGAGGACGGAGAACAAGAGCACCUCCAUGUUAUCAUCAGGUGUCGGGUGAAAAGCGUCUACCACAGAUUAUCGCUGACAGAGCUGCCAGACAUCCCGAGCGUACCAGAGCUGGCCAAGCUGCUGUGCGAUGAAGCAGCAGGACUACGAUUCACUCCCGUCCUCUACCCGAAGGCGUCUCGGCUCAUAGUGAACUACGACGAGCACGAUGUGAACAACACCUUCAAGUUUGGAGUGAUCUACCAGAGAUUUGGACAGGUGUCUGAGGAGGAGCUGUUUAGGAACAACGAGGAGACGCCAGCCUUUUCAGAGUUCCUGCAGCUGCUGGGAGAUACAGUGGAGCUGCAGGACUUCAAGGGGUUUCGGGGGGGUCUGGAUGUGUCUCACGGCCAGACGGGGUCUCAGUCCAUCUACACUGUCCACCGACAGCAGGAGAUCAUGUUCCACGUGUCCACCAAACUGCCGUUCACUGAGGGAGACACUCAGCAGCUGCAGCGGAAACGUCACAUAGGAAACGACAUCGUGGCGGUGGUGUUUCAAGAAGAGGCAACGCCCUUCGUCCCCGACAUGAUCGCCUCCAACUUCCUCCACGCUUUCAUCCUGGUGCAGGUGGAGGAGCCCUGCUCCGACAACACCUCCUACAAGGUGUCCGUCACAGCACGUGAGGACGUACCGCCGUUUGGCCCGCCCCUCCCAAAUCCAGCCGUCUUCAAGAAGGGUCAAGAGUUCAGAGAGUUUCUUCUCACCAAACUCAUCAACGCAGAGCUGGCCUGCUACAAGAGCGACCGCUUCGCCCGGCUGGAGGAGCGAACCCGGGCCGCCCUGCUGGACGGCCUCCACGACGAGCUGCAGAGACGCUCCCAGUGCAUGCUGGGAUUGACGUCGGGUCUGGAGGAGGAGGGCCGGGCGGAGAACGGACACGCCCACGGAGGACUGCUGGAGUCCAUCAAGCGGGCGAUGCGAGGGCGGAGUGUCUCCAUGGAAACCAUGUCGCGGGGCGGGGCGGGGCUUCCCACCAGCCUGAGUGGAGGCGGUCUGGCUCACAUCAGCGCCGAGUACAACGUGAAAUCUCCCGUGAAGAGGCGUUCGGGGCUUUUUCCUCGCCUGCUGAGCGUCGACAGCCAAACGGAGAAACACAACCACAGGAGUCUUCUCAGCGAGCAGAGGAGCUUCGACAGCUGCCACCCGAUGCUGGAGGUGAGGCCAGAGCUGCCGUCCAAUCCCAGCUCUCCGGAGGCGGGACAACGGGACAGGAUUCACACGAAGAAGGAGAGCAGCAAGAUUUCCAGGUCGACCUCCAGCACCUGCAGCUUCAGCGUCCCUGCCGACGACACUCACCUGGCUGCCGAGGCCCAGAGCUCCAGUCCGCUGAUCGUCUGUCGCAGCCCGACAGACACGAGAAACAAGAACUCUCCCAGAACCAACCUCAAGUUUCGUUUUGACAAGCUGAGUCACUCGGCAGCACAGGGACACUAGGCUGUGAGGACGGCAGCAGCAGAACGUAAACGGAGGUUCAGCGUCGAUGAACAUCUGAAGCUCACACACACGUGUCUUUCUAUCUCUGUGAGGACCACAAUGUGACCCAAUAGGUUCUCCUCUUUCUGCAGAACUCGUCUGGUUUUACAUUCAUCUGUUUAAGUGUCAGUAAACGUCUCAUGUGAACACCACAGAGCCACGGCUGGAGGCUCCACCUGAAGAAAACACUCGUACCGUUACGUUAAUGAGCAAAAAAAAUCAAUCAUUUAUUUACCUCAGUGAAAAUGUCGACAACA
This is a messenger RNA of Stegastes partitus (bicolor damselfish), 2312 nucleotides long. RefSeq names its product rap1 GTPase-activating protein 2-like. Gene Ontology annotation, biological process: regulation of small GTPase mediated signal transduction. The transcript has 24 exons. The record is from RefSeq and is a predicted model, not a curated record. Gene Ontology annotation, cellular component: plasma membrane; cytoplasm. The coding region runs from base 1 to 2016 and encodes 671 amino acids. Gene Ontology annotation, molecular function: GTPase activator activity. NCBI's taxonomy places the organism in Eukaryota, Metazoa, Chordata, Actinopteri, Pomacentridae.